AUGGAAGAAUUCAAAGACUGCUUAGAGGACCUUGAGGUACAGGAUCAUCCUUUUGUUGGGCCUCUCUUUACAUGGUCUAACAAGCAAGAUGAUUCCUAUCUUGCCAGGAAGUUGGACAGGAUUCUCACCAACUCUCAGUGGCUUCUGGAUUUUCCAGAUUCGUAUGUUGAGUUCAAGGCCCCUGGUGUUUCAGACCAUUGUCCUGGGUUAAUCUGGACUCAAAAUGAGGCACAAAUUCUGUUCAACAAAAUGAAAAGACUGAAGCCAAUUUUAAAGGAGUUAAAUAGGAACCUUUUUUCUGAUAUUUCUGUUAGGGUGGCUGCCAAGAGGGCUGAGCUGGAGUCUGUUCAACUUUCAAUCCUUUCUGGUUCUCUUCAAUUUGGGGUGGAAGAUGAGAAGAAGAUCCGUGUUGACCUUGUGGAUCUUGAAGUGGCUGAGCUUGAUUUUUAUAAGCAUAGAGCAAAGAUCCAUUGGCUGCAGGAGGGUGAUAUGAGUACUAAGUUUUUUCAUCAAAGGGUUGAAUCCAAAAAAAAGAGAAACACAAUCAGGGUUAUUAGGAGUGAAAAUGGGCAAUGUUUUGAAUCUUUUGAUGGUAUGGCUGCUGAAUUGGUGGAUUUCUACAGCAAAUUAAUUGGUGUUGUUGAUCCUAUGGUCCAAGAUUGCUCUCCUGAGUGCUUAAAGGAACUCUUAAGCUAUGCUCUGCCUGCUGGUGCUGAGAGGGUUCUGGUUGGAGAGGUCUCUGAUAAUGAAGUCAAGGAGGCCUUGUUUAGACAAGGCAAAGAUAAGAGCCCAGGACCUGAUGGAUUCACUUCCUGGUUCUUCAAGGUGGCUUGGGGGAUUGUUCACUCAGACUUCCUAAAUGUUGUGAGCCAGUCUGCUUUUGUCAAAGGUAGAAGCAUCACUGAUAAUACACUUUUAGCCCAAGAAAUUGUUAAAGGCUAUUCUAGGAUGAAUCUUUCCCCUAGAUGUGCUAUAAAAAUUGAUCUGCAGAAAGCAUUUGAUUCAAUUAGUUGGAAUUUUCUGCUGAAUGUUCUGAGAGCUAUGGGGCUUCCUGCUAGAUUCUGUGGGUGGAUUGAGACUUGUGUGACCACUCUUAGAUACUCAAUUGCUCUGAAUGACAGCCUAGUUGGGUAUUUUAAAGGUCCUAGGGGUGUUAGGCAAGGGGACCCUCUAUCCCCUUACCUAUUUGUAAUUGUUAUGAAUGUUCUCUCUAGACUGCUUGAUGUUGCUGCUAGGAAUGGAAUUUUUAGAUUCCAUCCAAGAUGUAAGAGGAUCUCCCUUACACAUAUAUGUUUUGGUGAUGAUCUACUGUUAUUCUGUCAUGGUUCUAUGGAUUCAGUUUUGGGAGUGACUAGUAUUUUAGAAAAGUUCUACCACCUAUCUGGGCUCAAUUUAAAUGCCUUGAAAAUUGAGCUUUAUGUCUGUGGGAUAAAUGGUGGUGAAUUAGAACAGAUUCAAGCAGCUACAGGGUUUAGGACUGGUCUUCUUCCUAUUAGAUAUUUGGGUGUUCCUUUAGUAACUCGGAAGCUCUCAAGGAAGGAUUAUGCUGCUCUAUUGGAGAGAAUUAAGGAUAAAUUGAGGCAACUUGUUUUGUCUAAGGGUGUGAUUCAUGAUAUAGAGAGGUUGUGCAUGAGAUUUUUUUGGAAGGGUAAUGACUUCCCUGCUCAUGGAGAAAGGGUCAGCUGGAACCAGAUUUGCUCCAUUAAAUCUGAAGGAGGCUUGGGGCUAAAGAGUUUGACUUGCUGGAAUAAAAUCUGUUGUUUUAUGCUUGUUAGAAAUAUCUUAGCUGGCGAGGGUUCCCUAUGGGUUGCAUGGAUAAAAGCGUACUGCUUUAAGCUUGAUGAUUACUGGAAUGUUGUCAAUAAGCCUCAUUUUAGCUGGAUACUCAGGAAGUUGAUCAAACUGCGUGAGGAAGUCAGAGGUUUAUUCCCUGCUUCAGGUAGUUGGUUGCAGAUUAAAGGGGACUGGAUCUGGAAUAGCAUUCGGGACAGGAAAAGCAAAGUUACUUGGCAUAGAGUCAUUUGGUUCCCUACUCACAUCCCUAAGUUUUCAUUGAUCACGUGGAUGGCCGUCCUGGAUCGUUUACCUACCAGGGAGAGGCUGUGUAGAUUUGCUGUGUUGACUGAUGCAAGCUGUGGUCUAUGUGGUACUGUCCUGGAAUCAAGAAGCCAUCUGUUCAUAGACUGUUCUUUCUCGAGGGAGGUUUGGAAUGUUUUACUGCAACUUUGUGGGUUGCGAAUGCAGUGGCUAAGUUGGGAUCAUUCACUUUGCUGGUUGGUCAGUAACCUGAAGGGUAAGUCCUUGCUGGUGCACAUUCUUAAACUUGCAUGGACUGGUUUUGUAUACUUCAUUUGGGAUGAACGUAAUCGCAGAUGUUUUAGAGGUAUGAUGCGUUCAGUAGAUACUAUUGUAAAUAUCAUUAAGGAGGCUGUUAGAAUCAAGUUGUAUAGACAUUAUAUAAAUAGGCUUGAUAGCGUAAAUAGGUAG
Messenger RNA from Hibiscus syriacus, 2487 nucleotides. RefSeq lists its product as uncharacterized. The record is from RefSeq and is a predicted model, not a curated record. The transcript has 4 exons. Lineage: Eukaryota; Viridiplantae; Streptophyta; Magnoliopsida; Malvales; Malvaceae. Bases 1 to 2487 code for a protein of 828 amino acids.